Stereum hirsutum FP-91666 SS1 is the source of this 1245-nucleotide messenger RNA. RefSeq lists its product as uncharacterized. Bases 42 to 1076 code for a protein of 344 amino acids. The record is from RefSeq and is a predicted model, not a curated record. The transcript has 3 exons. Lineage: Eukaryota; Fungi; Basidiomycota; Agaricomycetes; Russulales; Stereaceae. Gene Ontology annotation, molecular function: metal ion binding.
CUGCAAAUCGUCUCCGCCUUCAGCGCAUAUCACAUACCACCAUGUACGCAUCGAGCCAGAGUCCAACAGCUGGUUCUCCUGCCUACAAACAAGGCCAAAAACAGGCCGAAUAUAACGAAACCUACUAUCAUUAUCUCUGCGCUGCCAUCCAAUCGAAAUAUCACAUGCUAGACGGCAUCAUCGUCAAUUCCCCUGCCGCUCUUUUCCCCCGUCAAGGGCUCUCAUUCGCACUCUACACCGCACAUCGUCUUAAAGACGUCGAAGGUAUCAAGCUUCAUCCACGCCCCGAUGGAACCGUCCAUCCUGGUGAUAUCAAGGUGUAUCAGGAUUUGUUCAAGCGAGAUUGGAAGCAUGUCCAGGGAGGGAUACUUUACACGAUCGGCUCGGAUGAGAGAGGGUUUUGGAAUUGCAUUUUGAAUUAUGCUAGUAUCGCGGGGACUACGGGGAAUAGGCAGUGGGACGCGUUAUUUGCGAGGCUGAAGAAGAAUGGGUAUCGGAAGGACUCGAUUCCCUGCGCGUUCUUCAACAAGGAGUCCGGCUGCCUCGACGCGUCAUGUCCUUUCGCGCACAAUAAAGAAGAAGCAGACCGCCUUCGCAGGCGCGUUCUUAACCGUCGCCGCAAAACCAUGACCAAACCGACGCUGAAACAACGCAUGCAAUAUCUUCGUGCCAAACGUAAUUGGUCUGGUAAUAAUGCUCCUUCCGACUUGUUUCCGGAUGACGACGACGAAGAGGAAGAGGGAGAGAUUACCGAAGGAGCGUUAGCAUAUCUGGGACCGGAAGAAGACGAUGACGAAGACGACGAGACGCUUGUGCCGAACCCGCUCUACGAUCCGGAGACGAAGAGGUUCUGCUUCAAUCCGGCGUGUAACUUGGCUUGGUUGAAGGAUGAUGAAGGCAAGACAUUGCAUCGUUGCGGGAAAUGCAAGUGGGCAUUCUAUUGCUCGCGAGAAUGCCAGACCGCCGAUUGGAAACGGCAUAAGAAGGAGCCUUGCGCGCCGUUGGAAGAAAUCGUCGAAAACGAUGACCUUUGGGAAGUUGAUAUUCGCAAGGGGACAGGGGCGUGGGGCCAGUGAUCUGUCGCGACUUUCCGGAUACUUGGGCCUUCAGAUAUUUUUGGGGGCAUCUUUCUUAUUGUGCUUGUAUUUUGUUUCCCAUUUCCGGCUUUGGUCUGGAUCGGUAUUGUGUUCAUAGACGGAAGUUUUGAAAGCCGUCGUGUUGAACGUAACAAGGUGUAUCAUUGUG